AUGUCACAGUGUUUCGAUUUGUCGCGUUGCUUAGAACAGCACGAAUUCCGUGUUUAUGUUUAUCCAUCCGAUAACGAAUCAGCAAUGUCUGUCGUUUAUAGUAAUAUACUAAAAAAUUACGUGAAAUACGUGAAUGAAUUGAUUGCGAGUUUGCCAAGUGAAAUUUGGAAUUCUGGUCGGAACCACAUCAUUUACAAUCUUUAUCAUGGUACAUAUCCGAACUACUCAGAUCACGAUCUUGGUUUCAACACCGGCUACGCGAUUAUCGCUCGCGCCAGCGCAAAUGCUCAGGUUUUUCGAGAAGAGUUUGAUUUAUCGUUUCCACUUUUCCAUGAACAGCAUCCACUGAGAACAACUGUAGAGGCAGAAUGGUCAUUGAAUAUGGUAGACAAAUAUUUGGUAAGCUUCAAGGGCAAGCGAUAUGUGUAUGGAAUAGGCUCGGAAACGCGUGAUUCGCUUUACCACCUACACAACGGACAUUCAGUGGUGAUGGUUACAACAUGCAAGCAUAACACAGAUUGGAAAAAAUAUGAGGAUGACCGUUGCGAAGCAGAUAAUGUCGAAUAUGACCGGUGA
This is a messenger RNA of Gongylonema pulchrum, 576 nucleotides long. Lineage: Eukaryota; Metazoa; Nematoda; Chromadorea; Rhabditida; Gongylonematidae. The record is from the annotation of a GenBank genome assembly.